This is a messenger RNA of Labeo rohita (rohu), 1698 nucleotides long. RefSeq names its product mediator of RNA polymerase II transcription subunit 26. NCBI's taxonomy places the organism in Eukaryota, Metazoa, Chordata, Actinopteri, Cypriniformes, Cyprinidae. The coding region runs from base 97 to 1389 and encodes 430 amino acids. Gene Ontology annotation, biological process: regulation of transcription by RNA polymerase II; positive regulation of gene expression. The transcript has 3 exons. The record is from RefSeq and is a predicted model, not a curated record. Gene Ontology annotation, cellular component: core mediator complex; mediator complex; nucleus. Gene Ontology annotation, molecular function: transcription coregulator activity.
UCAUAUGAGAGACGUGUGCACGUUUGAAGAGCUUGGCUACUAUUAUGUGUUCUUGCUGCUGCAAGUCCGUCCGUGGAUGUUUCUCACUGUCUGACAAUGAAAAGAGCUUCAUCAAGACCUCAUCAGCUCAAAGAACAGCUCCUUCAGGCCAUCGACGCGCAAAAUAACCAGAUACAGAACAUGAUGGCUGUGCUGGACGUGAUCUGCUGCCUGGAGAGUUUCCCCAUGACCAAAGAGGCUCUAGUGGAAACCAGGCUUGGAAAGUUGAUCAAUGAUGUAAGAAAAAGGAGCACGGAUGAAGAUCUUGUUCAACGUUUAAAAAAUCUUAUACGGCGCUGGCAGACGCUGGUUGGAGCGAAUGAAGUCGCGGCAAAAGAGAUCUCAAGCUUUGCAAUCAAUUCGACUUCUGCUGAAUGCGUUUCUAGAGCGACACAAACCCUUUCUGAAAACUACAGCAGAUCUCUUUUGCACAGUAAUAUGAGUGAGAGGGCUGAAACAUCUCAGGGUUCUGUACCAGAUAAAACCACAAACUAUCCAAACCGUUUCAGGAAGAGUAAAAUACCUGUUCGUGCCAUCAAACCAUAUUCCUCGACCAUCACGCGUUUACAACAAACCGCAAGCUUGAAAACCACUCGGCGUUCCCAAAAUGAACAUAACAUCAGAGAAAGAAACGGCAGCUCUGCCAGUCACAGCGACGCAAAGCACUUUCUGGCGUCCGAAGCGGCGGCACGACCCAUAUCAUCAUGCGCUGCUUCUGAUCUACCAAAAUCUUCCAUCCCAGAUUCAAACACACAGAUGCAUCAGUCGUCAGACCUCCUCAACAUACUCAGACCCGCCGCACUAAACGAGAACGUCGACGAGGUCUCCAGCACGGUGAGCGAAAGGGCUUUGGAGGAUAAGACGAAGACGAAUCAGCAAAACGGUCACACUGUCAAACUCGACGGAGAGGACGGCACCAAAACGGACAGACUAGCGUAUGACCCUCACGCCCAACAAAUCAAACCUGUAUCAGGCAAAACAUUUAGAAAAGACUCUCAGAGAUCAACAGGAUGUGAAAUCCAGAGCAGCGGGGAUCUGAAACACAGCCUUCGCUUCUUCCUACAGACAAACCGGAGGGAGAUCUCACUGACUGCAGAAAACUCAGGGAUGAGCUCACCUGUGGGUGGUCGUAUAGCAGAAUUCCCUGUGACGGAGCUUCCAGGGGUCAGCCGAGAGGUCAGCGAGCGAGACCUGGUCAGGAUACGCCGUCAGCGAUGGCACGGUGUGAACGGCUGUUACGAUAACCGGAAUAACUGGUACGACUGGACUCAGUCCAUCACCCUGGAUCCGUACGGAGAUGGGAGUAAACUCAAGAUCCUGCCGUAUGUUGGCGUAGAUUACAGGCUUUGAGUUUUCAGAAGUGUGUUCCUUACAUCUCCAAAUGUGGAUUGGAGAUCCUGUGUGUUUCUUUUGAUGUGCUUCUCUACUCCUCAUUGUCCAUUGCGUCAUUAUCAUGUAUGAACACACAAAACCAACAUGUACACUACCAGUCAAAAGUCUGGAAUAAUAAACUCUUUCAUAUUUAUUUUUGGCAUUUUAUGCCUUUUAUUUGGACAGGACAGUAGCCAGGCAGGAAGUGAAGUGGGAGAGAGGGGGGGGGGGGGAGCCGGGACUCGAACUCGGGACGCCCAAAGCGCGACACCGCGAGACUGUCGGCAC